Molecule: messenger RNA, 4002 nt
Organism: Esox lucius (northern pike)
Lineage: Eukaryota; Metazoa; Chordata; Actinopteri; Esociformes; Esocidae
Gene: gpr4
Product: G protein-coupled receptor 4
Exons: 3
Coding region: 1987-3081 (364 amino acids)
Biological process (GO): G protein-coupled receptor signaling pathway
Cellular component (GO): membrane
Molecular function (GO): G protein-coupled receptor activity
Source: RefSeq, a predicted model, not a curated record
AACUGUAGACUAUCUCUUGAGUUCAUCUGGUGUAACAUGAGUUUCCCUGAAAGGGAGCUAUGCACCGUAAAAUAAGGGAGAUGUGUCUUUUAAUGGACUGUAAUGACAUUGUUGCUAGGAUGUGGGGCAGUGUGAUGUACGGAAAGAAGGGGCAUUAUUUCAACAGGUUUCAGUUCAUUUUUUUCCCUUCAUGUUUACCAUUACUUUAUAAUCAUGUAUGACUCGUCCAUGGCAGCAAUUUAAUCACUUUCUCUCUUUGUCUUUCUCUCUCUCAUUUACACAUACACACGUAGACAAACACACGCACGCUCACAGACGGACGCAGGCACACUCUCCCUCUCGAUUCAUGUCGUUGGUCUGCCACCGAACUUGAAGGAACAUUUCUUAAGAGUGUUCUUUGUAUGAUUUCCGAUGAUAAACAGUUGCUUGCAACAUUAAGCGUUCUGCCAGAUAGGUUACAGUGUGCAGAGUGCAGACGUCUAUGCCGCUACUGCACUUCUAGCUACAGUGGCGCAAUCCACAUGGGCUUUAAGAAGGAGAGCGAAGGAUUGUCAUUUCUAUGGACUCGAUACAGCGCCCGAUUAUCUUGAAAAGGGAGUGGGGAUUACACAGUUUACUCAACGAAUCGGCUGCAGUAUGGACAAUAUCGGGUUAUGGAAAUUGAGACCGAACGGACCUGAAUGAACCACAUGGCCUGCUGAGUGCACCUGCACACCACAGGAGGCUGGUGGCAUCUUAACUGGGGAGGAUGAUGCAGUGAUGGGCAGAGCCACGGGGGCCUGAGUUAACGGUUGGCUUGCUGCUGUGUGCGUGGCGUUGAUCGUCAGUGACAGUCUUGUAGGAGGUGUGUUGCUUGGCCCUUGAAGAACUCUCAUCCUGCACAGAGUGGCCCCUUUCUCCAGCCACACCCUCACUGCGACUCUGCGACCCUCACCAACACCUAGCUCCCCUCAACACAGACAGCGACAGGACCCUGGACAUAAAUCUCUCCAAGAUUGACGACAUCCCUGUUCCAGAGUGGAGGCCUGGCUCUCUGUCGAUAAGAGGACUUUCAAUUCGCCACCUUUACUUUUUUCAUUCUCUUCUUUUAUUUCCACCCCUCAUUCGCAAAAGGUCUGGGAACCAGCUGCGAAAUGGGAGAUGGCUUUUUGACAUUUGAAGGCCACCAGGAGAAAACCAUUCAGACCUGGAUAUAAUGAAUUACCCAAAAACAACAAGGAAACGUCACUGUAUGGGAUGUCGAUUCUCCCAGUUCCUAUCUCAUUAACCACAAGUGGUUAGGUUGUCCUGCACCUUUAAAGGACCAAAAUUCCAAGCAUACCUGUGGAAAAGAUACAUGGAAUAUGUUUUUGGCAUAGGGUUGCAAAGAAUGGAUGUAUUACUGGAAUCUUUCUAAGUCUACCGGCAAACUACAAGAUUGUUGGUAUUUUUAACUGAGUGUAUGGAAUGUAAUCAGAUGACAAGAUCACAUGGCCAUUUUGGCAACAUGUGAUUUUCACGCUUAUCUGUCAUUAUCUCUGGCCCACUGUGUUGCCUUAUCAAAAGUAAAACAUAUUUUGAAAUAAUCAAAUGAGGUUGUUUUAAUUUAAAUACUAUAAUGAUUAAACUGUAAAACAUGAUAAAUAUCAUCAACUUAGUGAAAACCAUUGAUAUUUGAUACUCUUGAUAUAUAAUACCCCUUUUAAUUUAUUUCAUUAGAUUACUAUGUUAUUUUUACUAUGUUUAUUAUCGCUGUGCCAUCAGUUGUGAAAAAAUACAAUAAUUGGAAGCGUUUAUUAUACAUAAUGUUAUUGUUCAUUGGAUGACUAAAUUAUUAUUAUUGUUCUCAGAACUAUAUGGCCAGUCCACAAGCAGUUAUCAUAGAUUGCCACAGAUUACCACAGAUUACCUCAUAACCACCGAAACUACAAACGUUUUUGGUAACUUUGGUGGAUUACUUAUAACUUUGCAACCAUAUGCAGGCGUGGGAAGAACGGUGACAGCACAAUGUGCAACAUCACCUUCUGCAAUGUGGACUCGAAGAUCGACCAGUACUUCCAACCCACGCUCUACAUCAUCGUCAUCGUCCUGGGCCUUCCCACCAACUGCAUGGCCCUGUGGGCAGCGUACAUGCAGGUGAAGCAGAAGAACGAGCUCGGGAUAUACCUGAUCAACCUGUCUGUGGCCGACCUCCUCUACAUCGGCACACUGCCACUGUGGAUCGACUACUUCCUGCAGCACGACGACUGGAUCCACGGCCCCAACUCGUGCAAGCUCUUCGGCUUCAUCUUCUACACCAACAUCUACAUUAGCAUCGCCUUCCUGUGCUGCAUCUCCAUUGACCGGUACCUGGCUGUCGCCUACCCACUGAAGUUUGCCAAGGUUCGGCGGGUCAAAACCGCCGUGCUGGUCAGUUUUGUGGUGUGGGCCAUAGAAAUCGUGGCAAACUCUGCGCCCCUCUUCCACGACGAGCUCUUCCAGGACAAACUCAACCACUCCUUCUGCUUCGAGAAGUACCCCAUGCAGGAUUGGGUGGCGGGCAUGAACCUCUACAGGAGCUUCCUGGGCUUCCUGGUGCCCUGGCUGCUUAUGCUGUUCGCCUACUGGGGCAUCCUGUGGGCGGUGCGCGGCAACGUCUCCACGGAGUGCCACGAGAAGGCCAAGAUAAAGCGUCUGGCGCUGAGUCUCAUCCUCAUUGUGCUGCUGUGCUUCGGCCCAUACCAUGUCCUCCUCCUGUGGCGCAGCCUCCUCUUCCUCCGGAAGCCAUGUGAUUGUGGCGCAGAGGAGAGCCUGUUUCCAGCCUACCACGUGACCCUUGCACUCACCAGCCUGAACUGUGUGGCCGACCCCAUCCUCUAUUGUUUCGUCAAUGAGGGGGCUCGCAACGAUGUGGGCCGUGCCCUUUCUGCUGUGAUGGGGGCCUUAAAGAGAAACUCAGCCUCGCCCUCUGACGCGCUGACAGCCGGAUCUGUCAGCGCGGAAACACCGCUGUCCACGAAGAAGCAGCCAGACAGCGAUGUCAAGGCCAACGCCUACAAGACUGAGCUGGUAGCGCUCAAAGAGGAGUGCCUUCAGAUGACCAUACUCAGUGUUAAAAAAUGAACGUUUAUCCGUGUCUGGGUCUUAACAUGAGACAAGACUGCUCGGUUGCUACAAACAUGCUGAACUUGCCCUGCUACUGCAGGUUGCCACUGGAUUUCUUAAAACACUCCCCCGCCAAAGAAAUGGAAUUCAACUCUUGGACCAGCUGAUCUGAAGCUGUUACUUGUUUCAAGAUGUCAUGAUAUUGGACAGUGGAAAUGGCAUGGUAUAUUGUUAUUGUUACCUGCUGAAAUAUAAAGGUUUAUUAUUGACUGUUAUCACAUUGUAGAAGAUUAGGAAAUGUUACUGCCAGCCUUACCACAAACACAAUAAAACAAAUAAUAUCAUUUUUGCAACUUACGAUACAAUAUACUUUGAUUCAAAGUACAACACAAUGUUUCAACUGUCAGUUGCGUUGACAACAGUACAGGAAUGUUUGGUUUUCCCCCUGUCAAUAAUAUAACAGAUUAGAUUAAUUGGAAACAAAAAAGCUACCUUACAUCAUAAUAUUGUCCUUUCAUAAAUGUAUAGAGUAUGGCUUAUUGCACAUAGUUUAUUUACUGUGGUAAAUGACUGAGAUAAAUUACCUAUUUCACUUGUAAGGAAGGAUAAGAAGACAGACAAGAUGUGGGGGGAGAAAUCUUAUUGUUUCAAUCAGAAAUUAAAUAUAAUCCUGAAACUGUUGCUGAUGAUGAUUGCAAUUCAGAGCAGCUUUGCGGAUGAUUUUAGUGCAUAUUUGUGGUUUUAAAAUCUAGAGGCCAUUAGUGACUACAGUUGGCUAUAAGGAAGUGGGUUCAUUCAGUUAAUACAGGAAGAUAAAAGGAUGACAAUUCUUUUCUAACUAUCAUUUAAAAUGUCGUAGCUGUUUCAUACAUUUUGGGGAUGACACCUCAUGUUAUGUACCUCAUAUGGUAAACUGUGAUUUAAAUUUUAUGUUUGAUA